Messenger RNA from Bicyclus anynana (squinting bush brown), 4983 nucleotides. RefSeq names its product cell division cycle 7-related protein kinase (gene Cdc7). Bases 196 to 1677 code for a protein of 493 amino acids. NCBI's taxonomy places the organism in Eukaryota, Metazoa, Arthropoda, Insecta, Lepidoptera, Nymphalidae. Gene Ontology annotation, molecular function: ATP binding; protein serine/threonine kinase activity. The record is from RefSeq and is a predicted model, not a curated record. Gene Ontology annotation, biological process: protein phosphorylation; mitotic DNA damage checkpoint signaling. The transcript has 9 exons. Gene Ontology annotation, cellular component: nucleus.
CACAGACGACAAAUACAAAUGUAGGUUGAGAAUGAGAUCUAUAAAAAUAAAAUUUAAAACUUUACAAGUUCUGAAAAUUUAAAGAUGAAUUAAAAUUUAUGGGAAAUUAAAGUUGUUUAUUAAUUUAAUUUACUUUAUUAGUUUAUUUAUUGUAAAGUAGGUACAGUUUAUAAAUGUUUGUAUUGAUUCUGAGUUAUGUCUAGAAUAAGGGGAAUAGAAGCUAGAUUAUUAAAACUGCAAAAUAAUGAGCAACAAGAUUUGGACGGAGGAAAUAAAAAAUAUGACGAAAACAAGGAGAAAAACGUUGAAACAUUCGACUACAAGUUGGACGUAGAAAACGAGCAAAUGCAGGAGUUGCUGCACAAAUUGCCUAAACUUGGCAAAAUUUUUGAUGUGCACAAGAAGAUAGGUGAAGGCACAUUUAGUACUGUGUACUUGGGCUCACUGAAGAUGGACGCCGCCUUGCCCGAGGAGCACAAGCGAUGGUUCGCCAUCAAGCACCUGGUGCCCACCGCACACCCCGCCCGAAUAGAGCACGAGCUGAGGUGUCUGCAGGACAUGGGAGGGAAGCACAAUGUGAUUGGUGUGGAGCUGUGCCUCCGUAACUUGGACACAAUAGUGUUUGUGAUGCCUUAUAUACCUCAUAGGAAAUUUUCUGAAUAUGUCGGAGACAUGGAUGCAGAAGAGGUUCGGCAGUACAUGACUGCUCUGCUGGUGGCGUUGAGACAUGUGCAUUCAUUCGGAGUCAUCCACCGGGACAUCAAACCCAGCAACUUCCUUUACGAUAGAGAGAAUAGGAGAUAUUUGUUAGUGGACUUCGGCCUGGCGCAGCGCACCACGAGCGAGCCGCCGCCCGCCGACGCGCCGCGCAAGCGGGCCCGGGAUGAGGACGAGCCCGCGCACGACGCGAAGCGGAUGGCGCUGGACCUGUCGCUGCGCGCGCGCGGCGUCGACACCGUCGCGCCGGUUGUGCCGCGCCGGACCAUCCUGCCCAAGGUGCAAAUACCAAAACAGAAUAUUCCGAAGAGCGCGCCGGGCGAGUGGCCGCCGGGCGCCGGGCGCUGCGCGUGCGCGGGCGCGGGCGGCGUGUGCAGCGCGUGCGCCGCGCGCCCCGCCGCCCGCGCGCCGCGCGCCGGCACGCAGGGCUUCCGCCCGCCCGAGGUGCUGCUGAAGAGCCCGCGCCAGGGCACGCGCGUGGACACGUGGGCGGCGGGCGUGGUGCUGGCCAGCCUGCUGACGGCGCGCUACCCCUUUUUCCGCGCCGCCGACGACGUGUCCGCGCUGGCCGAGCUGGCCGACCUGCUGGGCACCGAGCCGCUGCGCCGCACCGCGCACGCGCUCGGGCGUCGCAUCGUGACGUCGUCGCGGCGCCGCGGGCUCUGCCUGCGCAAACUGGCUGCGCGCCUGCGCUCGCCCGCGCCCGCCUGCGCGCCCGCCGCCGCGCUCGCCUGCGCGCACUGCCGCGUGCCCGCGCACCAGUGCCUGUGCAGGGACGACACUCGCCCGGCGGACGUAAUAGACAACUCAGUGAGUAUAGCAGGUUUUCCUGACUCGGCCUUCGCCCUGGCGGCCAAGCUUUUGGAGCCGCUGCCCAGCGAGCGCUACUCCGCCCAGCGCGCCCUGGAGCACCCCUUCCUGGCCGCGCCGGGAGCACCCAGCGCGGUCACUAACGAAUAGCAUGAGCUAGCGAGCAAACUCAAUGUAAGUUGUGUCCGCAGACUUACUUGUACGAUCUUACGCACACUUUAUUUCAUGUUAUACUUAACUUACGGCCUUUUGAAAAGUCGUAUUUAUUUUUUUUCCAAAUAUCAUAUACUUUCUGCCCUGCUCCCUUGUAACUUUCUUCCUUUUAAUAUUCGUAAUUUAGGAGUUGAGCAUCGUUGUUCAUAACUACAUAAUUUUUGUCAUAUAUACAAGUAUCUAUUACAACAAUGAGUUUAUGGGAGCAGUUGGCUUCGUGAGAAUAUCUUGAGAAUCUAUUUUUUACUACCCAUACACUGUAAACUUUGCUAGCAGAAUUAAUUUAGGAAUACUUAUUUAUGAAAUGACAGACUAAAUAAGUAUUAUUUAUAUCUACAUGUAUGGGAAUCGGUGCAGCUUUUGUGGUGUGACUACGAAAAUGAGAAUGUCUUUAAUUUAGUGUGGAGGAUGCCUGUCUGCUGUAUGCUCAAUAGUUCACUGUGACAUGGUGCUACUGUGCCACAACCACUCAUGGAUCACAACACAUCCACUUUACUUAUUUGUGGUUUGUGUAAAUACAGCAUUCCCAAAGCAGUGAACUACACAGUCAAGUGCAAAUACGACUUUUCAGGGCAUAGCUCAUGUUGGACACUGGUUAUUGGUGUUUAUAUAAUACAAAAAUAUUCCAAAUGCCUCACUGAUAAGUUUGUACAGGAGGCUUUGUUGCAUUGUAACUUUUAAUUUCAUUUUGUAUGAAAUGUAGCUAUUUUGUUGUAGUUAUUGUUAUUAACAGUUAUUUAGUCAGUAAACUGGAUCUCAGAGCUUAAUAUAAGUUUAUAGUACAAAAUGGGUGGUCACAUUGUGAGGAUCACUGCCUGUCUCUGUGCCUUAGUGUGUGUUCACUAGACCUAGACAAUUGUUACCUCGUUGUUUCUAUUCUCUUGAAUAAAUGUUGCUUCCAAAAAACCGUUUUCUUUACAUCUCACUAGCGGUAGCCAGUUUCAUCUGUGUAGUUUCCGUUUCAAGGCAUACAUAUUAUUAUAGCCUGUGUAACUCGCUCAAGAUGUUGCUUAUCAUUGGUGAAAGACACUUUAAUAUCAGUUUAGUGGUUUAUGCGUGAAAAUAACUAACAAAACAAUAUUUUAGGAGAUAAGUACUAUACAUACUGACUAACAUCACUGUCCAUCAGAAACUCAAAGUUAAGAAUUGCAUAUUAUUGCAACAACUAGCGGACGCCCGCGACUUCGUCCGCGUAAAUUUCGAUGUCAACUUUACUACUGCCCCUACCCUACCCUACCCCUAACCUACCACUACCCCAACCCUACCCUACCCAACCCCUACAUCUACCCUACCCCUACCCUACCCUGCCUUACCCCUACCUCCACCCUACCCCUACCCUACCCCAAACCUACCCCUACCUUACCUACACCCUACCCCCUUCCUACCCCUACCCUCCCCGUACCCUAUCCCUUUCUUACCCCUAUCUCACGCCUAUCCUACCCCUACCCUACCUCUACCCCUACCCUACCACUACCCUAAACCCGGCCCUAAACCUACCCUACCCCUACACUACCCCUACGCUUCCCUACCCGUACCCUACCCUACCCUGUAACUUCUCUAUCUGACUCCUACCCUUAGCAAAAUCGGUCCAGUCCUUCGAGAGUGGUGGUAUGACCAAGAGAAAUAGAGACUUCUAUGCUAAUAUAAGAGGUAAAGUCCGUGUGGUUGUACGAGGUAAUCUCUGGAUCUACUGGACCGAUUUGGAAAAUUGUUUUACCAAUAGAAAGCUACGUUAUUUGCGAGUGUCAUAGGCUAUGUUUGAUCCCCAUAUUCACACGGAAACGGCAACUACGUAAAUGAAAGCGCCGCGCGUCAUAUAGCGGAAUUUCUGCGUCUUUUAGAAAUUUUGUAUUAUCUCCGAAACUAUUUAAGUAAUUAACAUACUGUAAAGGGCAAAUCUUAUCUCCAUAAUAUCCUUGUGAUUAUUAAAUAAUUUAUUUUAAUAAGGAUUAAAGUUUAGUUGUAUAAAUAAUGACGUAAACCUAAGUAUAUAAAAUUAAUAAUUUUUAAAACACAAAAGGUACUAUAUCUGCUAAUAUAUAGAAGAUAGAUAUAUGGUGUCGCGGACUUUUUAGUAGAACUUUUAAAGAUAAAUAAAGUCUCCAUACAUUAAUUUAAAUUUUACACAAUAGUUAAGGCAGCGCAUGCGAAUAAGUCUGUUUAAGAGGAUUUUCGGUCCGACCUGUAUGACAAAAACUGUGAUAACUCGGCUAAUAUAUAUGAUACCUAUAUGAAAUAUAGCCUAUAGCACUCCCUGAUAAUGUAGCAUUCUACUGGUGAAAGAAUUUUUAAAAUCGGACCAGUAGUUCCGAAGAUUACCCCAUUUAAAAAAUGUGACAAACUUACAAACUUUACCUCUUUAUAAUAUUAGUAUAGAUUGAGGUUAAGUUGAGGUAUAAAUAAUGAAGAACUGUGUACUACAUAGUAAAAAUUUAUUGUUUUAUAAAAAUAUUACUAAUUCAUAAGCAGUCUCUGCAUCAUCGGUUGUUACCUGUUCUAUGAGUUCAACUGCUUCAGUUGUGGCAAGUGUAGUAGGAACACAGGUGACUAACUGAUUACAUAUUUUUUACUAUUUAUAUUUUCCGCUCAUUAGCAUGUUUUAAGAGGUGCUCUAGAGGUGCAGGCGACUCGUCAGACAAGUUGUAACUAUCAGUAUAACAUCAAACGGGAAUGAGACGCUGCAAGCGCAAGCUGAGCGGACCUUUUACUGAUUAGGCGAAACACUUUUUGGAACAAGCUAUGGAUAAUGACAAACUAAAAUGAUACAAAGUGAGCGAAUCCAGUUGACUGUUACCUGCUAGAGCUGUCGCGUUUUAACACAGAGUGAAGAGAAUAUAGUGACUGUUGUAUAUGAGAAUAUUGACUAUUUUUAUUUAUUUAUUAAUAUAAUAUUUAUUUAUUAUUAUAUAAAUUUAACUGCUGAACUUAAUCAAAUGAGCGAGUCAGUUUUUAAACUACUAGCUUAAAACGAAACACUAUGUAGGCGGGUCUGGCGAGUUUUUACCACAUAUUUUCAUUUCUGUGCCCUGCUUGCCUCUUUCUACAGAACAUCGUUACCUACCCACUACAAUCGCCUUUACCAGUUACACAGACUGUAACCGCUCCGCUCCACUCCCUACAGUUGAUCAAAAUCUUUGCAAUUCUUUUAUCUGCAAGUCCUUUCUGCAAGACUAUCCGUAUAACCGUUACAGAGUAUUUAAGCUAUUUUUUUCGCUUGCAUUAAAAUUAGCUAUAAACAUUUGU